AUUGUAUCUAUUUAUUUUCUCAUCCCGUUUUUUUAAGUAGACUGUUUCACGGAGGCGCAGAAACAGAAACGGUUUUUUUUUCUAUAACUUGCAAGUUGAAUUGUUUGCAUGCAUAAAGUUUGCGAGCACAUGCCUUUUUAAAGUUUGAAACGAAAACUUUCUAUUAUGCUCUUGUGUGGAACAAAUCAUUUGUUUGAAUGAGCUUGUUGAGACAUGAAUUUACAAAGAAAACAGUUCCAAGCAAGAACUGCACUAGAAUGCUUUGCCACCAGAUGGCUCAGACUGUGUGAUAGGCCACGUCGUGCACUGGUUUAGCGCAAUUGUUAUACAAAUGGAAACUCUUAAGAAUGUUAUUUUACUAAUAAUGUACUGCUUUCACAAACAAGUAAGAUACGAACAACACACCGAGUCCUUCUGGCUGUAGUGCUUUCAAAGAUGCUAAUUUUGGUUACCAUGGUGACCGGAAAGACUCCCUGAUCCGUGUCGCAGCAGCACAAAGCACAGCAGGAGGAGACAACAUCCUUUUAAAUCACACUCCCUUUCUUCAAGCGCAGAGGGUUACAAAACGGAGAUGCCAUUUUACAACAACGUGUAUUAUCCAUUUACAUCUGAAACCCCAGGGACUCUGUCAUCGGCUGGGAUACCUUCCUUACUGAAUUCACCUCAGAGCCAGUAUCCCUCCAGCAUACCCUCUCAGUCAGCACCAGCACCAAUGCCUGCAAUAACAGGGAUGGUUGGGGGGCAUUUGCCAGCCUUUAAAUUCAGAGCACGUCUCGAGAGUGUGGACUGGAGGAGGAUCAGUGCCAUCAAUGUGGACAGAGUGGCCAGCGAACUGGACAUCAACACACUGCAGGAGAACAUCAUGGCCAUCACAUUCUGCAACAUGGACAAUGAAAGGUGCCCUUAUUGUCAGAACCCAGUGGAUCCAGUCCUGCUGAAGCUUUUCAGGCUGGCCCAGCUCAAUGUGGAAUACCUGCUUCACUCUCAGGAAUAUCUCACUUGCAAUCUGCACACUAUGGAGGAGAGGAUAACUGCUUUGGGGCAGGAGAAAGAACAGAUUAGGAGGGAAAUGGUAAAACAAUCAGAGGAGAUUAAGUCACUGAAGGAAGAAUGCAAACGCAGGAAAAAGAUCAUCACCACCCAGCAGACAAUGAUUCAGGCUGGUGUCAGUAAUUACCAUAAGUGUCAGCAUUGUGACAAGGCGUUCAUGAACUACUCCUUUCUGCAAAGCCAUACGCAACGCCGUCACCUAGGAGAAUAUGAUAUUGCUGAAAAGCAGAAAAAAGGACAGACUGGUAAACUCCAAGAUGAGAUCAACAAGCUGAAGGAACAGUUAGAGCUUACAAGAUCCCAGCUAGAAACUGAACAACACGCAUACAUGGAAAAACUUUCCAAGGAACAUGAAUAUCAGCGGACAAAGGAAGAAGAAACUAUAAAGAGAUUUGAAAAGUGGAAAGAUGAAGAAAAAGACAAGCUUGGUGGAGAAAUAGGCAAAAUGAGAGAGAUGUUCAUUAAAGAAUUCAAGGAGUUGUCUACUAAAAACACUGCUUUAGAAAAUGAACUUUUAGAGAUGAAGAAGUCCAAUGUACAGUUGAAGUCUAACAUUGGAGUUCUAAAGGAAGACAGAGACACUGAGAUUGAAGGGGAGAAAAAUAGGUACCACGAGGAUCUUCAGAGUCUUAAAGAGCUGCUUCAAAAACAGGAGGAAAAGUGGACUGAAAGGAUGCAGAAAGUUCACAAAGAACAUGACAAGGAAAAGUAUCAGCUUCAGAGUGACCUGCAGAGGCUCCAGUCUUCACUGUCAGAGGACGAAAAAGUCAACAUUAACUUUUACAAGAAAAGAAUUGAAGAACUGGGCCAGAAGCUGAAGGAACAGAAUGUGAUAAUUUGUACUCAGAAAGAACAGAUUAAAGAACAUUAUUCAAAACCACCAGAAAGGAUUACAGAAAAUGCUGUACUUACUCCAGCACCACAGGCUCCUGUUGCCAAGCCAGUGACACACGAGCAAGCAUUAUCAGAACAUAUACUGGAACCUAUAGAGGAGCUUUCAGAGGAGGAUAAAGUUUCAGAUUCAACAAACAUUGUAGAAAAUGAGAUUGAUUGCAACCAGCUUCUGAUUAGGGCCUUGAAGAAAAAUCCUUCAUUAACCAAGGAAUUACGCCCAAUCUUAGAGCAGACUGUGGAAGAAAAACUGGAAUCUCUUGGUCUGAAACCAGGACUCUCCAGUGGUAUCUCCAGUGACCACCUUAAUAAAAUCAUGGUUACAAUGGAAUCACAAAGGGAAAUGAAAGAAAAGAAAAUGCCUGAUUUUCAAAACAUCCGAGAACAUCUUUCUGAUAAAUUGAGGAUCAAGGUCCAGGAAAGGAGAGCUACACUAAGCUCAGUGUUACAGAUGCCUGCUUUUGAUCACCUGUCUUCGGAUAAGCAGAAGAAAAGCAGAUCAAAUAGUUUGCCAACAAGUCAGAAGCCACAAAUGAUGUCCAAAUCAAUCAAGAAGCCGUCACCACAACCUGUCCUUCGAACAAAGAAGCCAGCUCCAAAAACAUCCACAUCAAAAACUCCUCCAUUCAGCUCAGAAGAAGACUCAGAAGGCGAAUCUUUUCGAAAACCUCACAAAGAGCCUAAAGUUAUCCUGUCAAAAACUCCAGUUCCCAGUAGCAUUAAAACAAUGGUCAAGUCUGUUGAGAGUGACACUGACUGGACAGAGGAAAGUGAGAUGGAAGAGAUUGAUCCCAAACGGUUCCAAGGUUAUAAAAAAGAAGCCACAGAAACAAACUUACGGAGUAAUAAUAUCAAAGAAAUGAUUGAAGAUAUUGAAAAACAACUAGCCAGUCGAGGAGCCAAGAAAAAGCCAGUUGGCGGUGUAGAUGCAUUACAAGUGCCAAAAAGAAAAGAGGUGAUUCAAGAACUGAAGUUUUCAGAAGUAGAUGACGAUGAUUGGGAUAUUUCUUCUUUAGAAGAAGAUAAGCCUCUAGCAGCAAAACCUGAGAAAGGCCAGCCUGCUUUCACAGUCAGAAAGAGCUUUGAGUCCAAUUCAUCCACUAAUACCAGUGUCUGGGGCCCUUCAACCGCGAAAGGAGUUAAUCGAACGGGACUUCCUGAAGGAGACACUACAAGCACUUUCAGAAGCAGCCUGGCAACUGUCACUGACUGGAGUGAAACUUCAGACAUAGAACAAAUCUAAAUGGUUUAUUUGCUAUGUAAGAAAACUAAUACUGCACUUGUACAUUUUGAAAUCUGACUUAGUGAUAUAUAAGCUUUACAGUGCCUUAAAUUCAGUAGGUUUUAACUAUUUAGCCAUAAACACAAGGUACUUAAAGUCUAUGGUAUUUUUAAGUGUGUUCUUUAUGCCUCACACAUAUUUAUUAGAAGGUUUAUUUACAUAGGGGUCUAUAUUUACCCCUGUGGGAAAUCAGAAAGCAAAUUGCCCUCUCCAUAAUAAUUGUAUUAAAUGGGUAAUUUGCCCACAGUGGAAAAUUGGGCCCAGUGUCACAGCUAAGACACACGUCUCAUUGUAACUGACAUUACAGUGGUAAUUAAUUUGUUAAAAUGUCGCAAUACUUUUAAAAAGAAAUACAUUCAAUACCAGUUUUAGUAUUUUUUCUGUACUGUUAAUAGCAAAACUGCCACAUUUUUCUUAUAAAAUAACCAUGGUGUGUAGUCCACUAAAAUACAAUGGCCUUUUCAGAUGUCACAUUAAACUGCAGUGUAGUCUUAGAAACGUGUCAUUUGGUUACAGGUAAACAGUAACAGUGUUCUCUACUUUCAUUUGCUACCCCCUGUCCACUUUUUUGACCCUGACCAUGUUUUGUUUAAAUAACAGUAUCCCUCAUCUGCCUCUAUUGCUGAAGAAUACAACAGCCGGGUUCAGAUACUUGUUUACUGCAGGCAAAUAUAUUCUGUGAUGAACUGCCAUUACGGAUUCUGCCCCCUGUUGGGGAGAUGAGAUGAGGUUAAAGCUCUAUAACCACUAAUGCAGAUGAGCCUGGCUCUUUUGCAUAGUGGUUAAGACGCUUGUUUGGGACAAUUGAGAUUUUCAACCCAGCCAGUACAAGAUGCUUUGGAAGUCAAGUUACUUUCUGCGCAAUGCCAUUUUAUUAGCGAGAAAGGGUGUGAAUAAAAACAUUAAAAGGAUGACAAUAAAUAGCACAUAAGUAAGUGUCUCAACAUGUUCUGUGUGGUUAGUUUGGUUCUCAAAUUGCAUUUGAGAUUGUCAAGUUUUAAUUUAUUACUUCCUCUUAUAUUAAGGGUGUUGUUAUAUGCGCAUUAUAGUGUUCAAAUGUGUCUUUGUUUUGCAGGUUUUAUAAAAUCCUGACUACAGCCAUUAAGGAAUAUAUGUGGUUAAUGGUUCAGUGCAAAAGUUGAAUGGUUAAUACAAUAAAUGUGCUUGCAGUAUUUAAAGAUGUAUAAUUUAUACUUUUUAAUAAAUUGAUUUAUAUUA
Acipenser ruthenus (sterlet) is the source of this 4441-nucleotide messenger RNA. RefSeq names its product cilium assembly protein DZIP1-like. The coding region runs from base 572 to 3184 and encodes 870 amino acids. The record is from RefSeq and is a predicted model, not a curated record. NCBI's taxonomy places the organism in Eukaryota, Metazoa, Chordata, Actinopteri, Acipenseriformes, Acipenseridae. Gene Ontology annotation, biological process: cilium assembly. The transcript is spliced from 19 exons. Gene Ontology annotation, cellular component: ciliary basal body; cytoplasm.